Megalobrama amblycephala (Wuchang bream) is the source of this 952-nucleotide messenger RNA. Its product is annotated as chymotrypsin B-like. Gene Ontology annotation, biological process: proteolysis. The transcript is spliced from 6 exons. The record is from RefSeq and is a predicted model, not a curated record. Gene Ontology annotation, molecular function: serine-type endopeptidase activity. The coding region runs from base 1 to 876 and encodes 291 amino acids. Lineage: Eukaryota; Metazoa; Chordata; Actinopteri; Cypriniformes; Xenocyprididae.
AUGAUCUUCACCAUCACCUGCCUUGCCCUGGUGGCCUCUUCUCUGGGGAAAGUGAUGGGUGAAUAUAUAUAUUUACAAAAUGGAAAACCUAAUAAAGAGCUUAAUUCUUGUGUCAUGAACUUCUGUUCUUUAUCAACAGGUUGUGGAGUUCCGGCGAUUAAGCCACAGACGAUUGGCAGCAGGAUUGUGAACGGACAGAAUGCCAUCUCUGGUUCUUGGCCCUGGCAGGUCUCUCUCCAGCUACCAAAUGGAUUCCACUUCUGCGGUGGAUCCCUGAUCAACCAGAAUUGGGUUCUCACUGCUGCUCACUGUGGUGUCGUGGUCGGCUAUCAUCGUGUCAUUCUUGGAGAACAUGAUCGUGGCUCCAAUGUUGAACCCAUCCAGGUCAAACUCGUUUCCAAGGUCAUCACCCAUCCGCUCUACAGCAGCACGACAUUCAACAAUGACAUUGCGUUGCUGAAGCUUGCAUCUCCAGUUGUCUUCACUCCCCGUAUCUCUCCUGUAUGUCUGGCUCCAUCAACCAUCAACAUCCUGCCUGGAACCCGCUGCUUCACCACUGGAUGGGGCAAAACUGCCACCACAUUGAGUCCUCUAAUCCUACAGCAAACAGGUCUGCCCAUCAUGAGUCCUGCUGUGUGCAGGCUGAUCUGGGGUCAGAGCAGAAUCACUGAUGCCAUGAUCUGUGCUGGAGCCUCUGGAUCCUCAUCUUGCCAGGGUGAUUCUGGUGGUCCUCUGGUGUGUGAGAGUAACGGAGUCUGGACUCUGGUGGGGUCUGUGUCCUGGGGCACCAGCACUUGUAACACUCUUUACCCUGUAGUAUACGCCCGCAUCUCCCAACUGCGCUCCUGGAUCGACAAGACUAUCGCUUCCAACUAGAACACCAGUCUGAGCAUUUACCCUUCAAAGGAGGCAAAAGUAGAUUUUAAUCAUUAAUCUGUAUCGCAGUUGGUCC